Molecule: messenger RNA, 2220 nt
Organism: Fomitopsis serialis
Lineage: Eukaryota; Fungi; Basidiomycota; Agaricomycetes; Polyporales; Fomitopsidaceae
Exons: 15
Coding region: 386-1993 (535 amino acids)
Molecular function (GO): UDP-glycosyltransferase activity
Source: RefSeq, a predicted model, not a curated record
GGAUACCGAGUUUUCCGCUUGGCAACGCUCACACCGUGUAUAGCGCAACACUACGCUUGCGAAUCGCGCAGCAUCCGGGCUUUGGGUCCAUUGAUGUGACGAUGCUGAUUAGCUUGUCGCGGUCUAGCACACUCGUCGUCAUCGUGCCUCAUCGUGCGCAGGAAGUCCCCAUCAAUAAUUCCGGCUCCACCACCACACUCAUCCGUGGGUUCGCCAAGCAUGGGAUAUACAGUGAGUCUCAUCUGCGUGAUGCAAGAGUGCUACCAUAAGUAAGACGUCGAACCCCGGUCGAGCCGUUUGAUUACCUAGACGUUUCGACGCCCCCGGCCCAGAAGCCUUGUGGAUUUGCUGUAUCCAUCCGUGCACCCCACUCACGCGACGUGGUAUGCCGGUAGCUGCACCUCUCUUGACUAGUCAUAACGGCGAACGCCUCAAUGCGGAUAACUGGGUCGCAGAUGAUAGUCACCUCGUAUUGUUUGCCUAUGAAGCUUGGGGCCAUGCUCGCCCGCUUUGCAAUCUAGCUUCUCGGCUGGUGCAGUUGAGAAACGCGUCCGUGACUUUCUUCACCACGCCAGCUUUCUACGAUCGUGUCAAGGCAGAGCUAGCUCGUAAUUUCGAUGACAAUGAGCUUCUUAUGACCCGGAUUAGGGUCGUUGCGCUGCUUCAUACAGGGAUACAUUCACUCGACAACUCGGUGCUCGAUGAUUCCUUCGCUCGAGCGUUCGGGAAGCUCGUCAAGGGCGAACGAUUGCAGUGUGUCCAGACCGGGACCAUAUACCAACCCACGGCUCCCCCUAAAGCCGCCAUAAUCGACUUCUUCGGUCUGCCUCUUUUGCAAGCCGUGCGCCGCCUUAGCAUCGAAGGGAACCCCAUCAAAGUCUUUGUGUGGUUCGCAGGUGCAUCCUCGAUCAUCAUCCGGCUCUGUGCGCCAGAGCGACUGGGGGGAAUAGGCGACCUUCGUGCUAAGAGCGAAGAGGAAGCCUCCCAAAGCCAGGUGGAUGUGGCACAAGCUGCAGGAGAGAUUGCGCUCGGGAACAAGGGGGCUGUGAUCCGGAUUCCAGGGCUCCCUCCAAUGUAUGACUACGAGAUCGAACCGCAGAUGGUAUUGGGCACGGCUUUAUUCGGUGCCAUGUGCCUCUCAGCACACGAGGUUGUCAAUGCCUGCGACGGCAUUAUUUUAGCAAGUCCGGAAUGUUACGAGCCGGAGACCACAGCUGCUCUGCAAAAGUGGAUGGCGGAGACCUCCCGUUCCGUAUAUUGCGCUGGACCAAUGAUUGCCAGCGGUAUGCGUGCAAUCACGAUUGAGAAGGAACAGUCAGAAGAUGCCGCCGAGAUUGAUGACUUCCUUGAGUCCAUCUUGAGACGACGCGGCGAACGGUCCCUAUUAUAUGCAUGUCACUUUAUAUCGUUCGGCACCGUGUACUGGUCGAUGGAGCCGGAGAAGAUAUGGGCUUUCUUGGACGUGGUGAUGGAGCUUCAAAUACCAUUUCUUAUGAGCCUUCCGUCCCGCUGGGCGACUGUACCGCUGGAGGUCACCGAAAAAGUUAGGAACUAUGCAGAUGGCCUUCUAACUCGGUACUCGCCUCAGCAGCAUGUUCUAAGCCAUGCGGCGACCGGGUGGUUCUUGACACACGGUGGCCACAACAGCGUCAUUGAAGCGGUCUGUGCCGGGGUGCCAAUGAUCUGCUGGCCGUUUUCUUUCGACCAACCGCUGAAUGCGAUCCACUUGACAAAGAACCUAAACGUCGCGUACGAGAUAUUCCAUGGGCGCACCGGGUCGGGAUUGAAGCCUGUACAUCGCCUUGGAAAGGCCCCCGAGGGCACGCUAGAUGCUGUGAAAGAGGAAGCGCGCGACGUCUUAACCAACGCUUUCGGCGAGGGCGGCCAGCGCAAGCGAGAGCAUUUGCAAGCUUUGCGACAGCGAACUCUCGACGCCCGGUCCAAACAAGGCACCUCUACGCGCGACAUGAAAGCUUUCUUGGAUACGCUGUGAUCAUGGGGAUGUGUUCGGAAUUGCUUGCUCAUCAACGAGUUCCGAAGCAGGAGGCGAGAAUGAAUCUUUAAGUACUAGCUUCGGGCGUCACCAUUGACUUCCGCCUCCCGUCUCGGCACUGGCCAAGAACAGUGCGGCGGGGGCAUAGCCCGGCGAAUCGUCGAUACUCAAAGUUUUGGUGGGAUAGAAUGAAGUUGGCGCAACAUGUAAUUUAAAUUACAACGGGA